Messenger RNA from Geodia barretti, 1404 nucleotides. Lineage: Eukaryota; Metazoa; Porifera; Demospongiae; Tetractinellida; Geodiidae. The record is from the annotation of a GenBank genome assembly.
CUGCUGGCCGCGCGCCACGAAGCGAUCACGGCGCGGUUGGCAGCAGUGCUGACGGAGCUGGAAAGCGGCGGUUACGGCGGCGCGCCGGAAGCGGACCUGGGCCUGAUGGCGCUCACCGGCCUGAUGCUGGAGAAGCUGAACGAGUUUGAGGCGAUCAUGGCCGAAACAUCCGGAUCGCAGGACGACCCGGUGGGCGAGGCGGCAGCCGCGCGGCACACCGCGUUGAUGGACCGGGUGCGCGACGCUGCGGAGCGGGUGCGACGGCAACGGGAACCGGCCAGUGAAAACGGAGACGCCAGCCUCUGGUAUGCCGCCUGUUUUGACUGCACCACCGUCCUCGAGGCGGUGAGACGAUUCCAUCAGCUGCGGGCGGAGCUACCUCAGGGGGACCCCAUGCGGGACCCCUGGCUGACCAUCAUGCUUGAUCUGGCGCAGGAGGCGUCCGGCAAUCGAGCCCGUCUGCAGGACACCGCCAUUCCCGACCUCGAUGACGGUCUGGCCGUUGCCAGGGCGGCGCUGCUGGCGGAAGCGCACGCCGCCCUUGAUGAGCUGGAGGAGACCGUGGCGACGAACCGGCGCGAGUUCAACCAGGGGCUUCCGAUGGUGAUCCGGCCAGCGCUGGCGGCGCUGCCGGCGGUGGCCGAACGCGCCGCCGCGGCGGAAAUCGGUCCUGCUGAUGUCCAUAUUGCACGUUUCGAUGAACCCGAUCCCACUUCGCCGCACGCCCGGGGCGGGCUGGCCGUGGUGUACUACUACCGGGGCGCCAAAGUGGUGCAGUCGAUGCUGGAAACCUAUCCGACGGGGUUCCCCGCCGGCUCGGCCCGGCGGCACGUCGAACGCCUGAUUGACCAACUGCUGGCCCUGGGACCGGACGAUGAGGAAUUGUCGGAUAUCCUGCUGCCUCACGCCGCCGCCCUGUUGGAUCUCGUCAACGCGGGCCUCCACGACGUGUCCAGAGCCGGCUUCGACACCUUCAUCGCCAGGUUGCAGGAGCAGGAUCUCCGCCACGGCGCGAUGCUGGACGUCGUGACGGCGGUGGCCGGAACGGACCGUGACGUCUGGGAAUACCUGUUGGACGACUCGGACUUCGACACCGAGUUUGCCAAUCGCCGGCAGGCACGGGCCAUUAUCACUGCUGCACGCCGGCAAGGACUGGACUCGGUGAAGCUGGCGAAACUGGCCAUGACCAUGGGACACGAUGCGGAGGAUCUGGGCGUCACGCUGCCGGCCAUCAACCGCGAGGCUCUGCAGACCUUGUUGCGGGUCGCUCUGGAGGCUGGCUUCCGUCACGACGCCAUCGACCGCAUUCACCAAUUCAUGGAUCCGCAUGGUUACGAGGACGCGCUGUACGCGAGGGUGAGGGCGGGUAAGGGCGUUGACGAUGAUUGGGACGAGGACCUUUGA